UAAAUCUAAUUAAUUAAAAAUUUUUAACAAAUAAUUCAAAAAUUAAUCUCUAUUGCAUUUAAAACACGUAUGGAAAUUAUUAGGUCUUUGAACUAAAAUUAUAUACAUUAAUAAAAAUGACUACUGAAGUUUCUAAAGGGCCCAUGCUGGGUAUACGUCACUUACAGGCGUUCCUUAUAUUUCUAAGUAUUGUAGUAUCUUAUGUUGGGCGCUUAAAUGUUGCAGUUGCAGUUGUUGCCAUGACGGAUGCCGCUACUACAAAUCCAGACUUUCCAGAAUACGAAUGGAGUUCAAAGCACAAAUCCUAUAUUCUAUCCAGUUUUUAUUGGGGUUACGUUAUCACACAAUUUCCUGGUGGCUACAUGAGUCGACGCUUUGGUGCUAAAAUCACGAUGUUCAUAUCUAUCUGUGGUUCUGCAGCUUUCAGUUUAAUAACACCAUUUUGUAUACCUUGGGGAGGUUGGCAGAUUUUUUGCGCUAUACGCAUAGUUCAAGGUCUAUUCCAAGGUCUCUUGUUUCCGUGCAUACAUGCUCACUUAGCUAAGUGGUCACCACUUAAAGAACGUAAUCGCCUAGGAGCGCUAAGUCAUACUGGUAUAGAAUGUGGUACUGUAUUAGCUAUGUAUACCAGUGGCAUUAUUGCUCACGGUUCUAUGGGUUGGCCUGGCAUAUCGUAUAUUUCUGCCGGUAUAGGAUUUGGUUGGUGUGUUCUUUGGCUUGUAUUUGCAGCCAAUAAUGCGCCUGAAUCAAAAUUUAUAACUGUUGCGGAAAGAACAUAUAUCGAGUCAUCUCUACAGCGAGCAGAUGAUUUCCAUGCGAAGAGUAUACCAAUUCCAUGGGUGGCUAUAUUCACUUCUGUGCCUUUCUAUGCAUUGCUAGUUGCGCGCUGCGCUGAAGCAUGGGGUUUCUCUACAAUACAAGCAGAAAUACCGUCUUACAUGAAUGGUGUGCUCAAAUUGGAAAUUAAGGACAAUGCCUUGUAUUCUGCACUUCCAUACUUGACGAUGUGGGUGCUUUCAUACGUAUAUUUGAUAUCAGCUGAUAUUGUGCUCAAAAAGAAACUCCUUUCACUGACAGCACUCCGCAAAACUAUUAAUACAAUUGCAUUGUGGAUACCAGCUGCUGCGCUAAUUGGUGUUGGAUUUGUUGAUGAAGAUCAAAAGACCUUGGCUAUUGUCCUAUUGACUAUAAGUGUAGGCAUUAAUGGUGGUGCUACAAUUGGCAGCUCUCUGAACACAAUCGAUUUAUCGCCAAAUCAUGCUGGCAUUUUGAUGGGCAUCGUGAACACAAUAGCCAACUUUAUACCUAUUAUAACACCUUUACUAGUUGGUAUAAUUGUGACGGAAGAGGAGGAUCGUACGCUAUGGCAAAUCGUGUUCAUAAUUGCGGCUGUGAUAUUCUUUUUUGGUAAUUUAGUUUAUAUAAUUUGGGGAUCUGCUUUACCACAACCAUGGAAUGAAGAAGAUUUUUUGAUGCAAAAGGACGGAGAGAAAUCAAUUUAUGAAACAGUACCCCGUCAAUUCACCAACAAAGCGUUUGAAGAUGAUGAAAAUACAAAAAUUUCGGAAAAGUCUAAAACUAUGGCAAAUGAAGUUGAACUGCCAGAAGAAAACGUUAGCGAAUCCAAAGAAACAAGCACGAAAGUCGAGGACACGAAAUAAAAUAACAGAUGAAGAACAUAAAACUUAUAAAAACACACUUGCAGGCAAGUGUAUAUAAUUCUUGAAAAGUUUGGAUUAUAUUAGAUUGAAGGACAUUAACUUUAGUUCUUUCUCAAUGCUAUAUCUAAUACACAUGUAA
Messenger RNA from Teleopsis dalmanni, 1800 nucleotides. Its product is annotated as putative inorganic phosphate cotransporter. Lineage: Eukaryota; Metazoa; Arthropoda; Insecta; Diptera; Diopsidae. The coding region runs from base 117 to 1661 and encodes 514 amino acids. Gene Ontology annotation, molecular function: transmembrane transporter activity. Gene Ontology annotation, cellular component: plasma membrane. The transcript has 4 exons. The record is from RefSeq and is a predicted model, not a curated record. Gene Ontology annotation, biological process: monoatomic anion transport; transmembrane transport.